This is a messenger RNA of Aspergillus thermomutatus, 927 nucleotides long. RefSeq lists its product as uncharacterized. Bases 1 to 927 code for a protein of 308 amino acids. Gene Ontology annotation, molecular function: phosphoric diester hydrolase activity. NCBI's taxonomy places the organism in Eukaryota, Fungi, Ascomycota, Eurotiomycetes, Eurotiales, Aspergillaceae. Gene Ontology annotation, biological process: lipid metabolic process. The transcript is spliced from 2 exons. The record is from RefSeq and is a predicted model, not a curated record.
AUGUACCCCCUCCAUCUCCUGCCUCUCCUCAUCGCCCUCCUCCCCGCCCCAAUCCUCACCACCCCCAUAACCCGAUCAACACCAACAACCUGCAACGGCAACCCAGCCUAUUGCUCCCGCCUCUACUCCAACAUCACCUACCUAGCCGCCCACGACAGUCCCUUCGUCGGCCCCCUCCCGCAACAAAACCAGAACCUCGCGGUGACAGACCAACUAGACCUCGGCAUCCGCUUCCUACAGGGCCAGACACACAAGAGCCUCGACGAAAGCGACAAUGCGCUCCGGCUAUGCCAUACAUCCUGUCUGCUCGAGGACGCGGGAACCUUGCAGUCGUUCCUGGAGACGGUGAAGGGGUGGCUGGAUGCGCACCCGGAGGAGGUCGUCACCCUGCUCUUGACGAACGGGGAUAGUGUGCCCGUGGCGCGAUUCGAUGAGGCUUUUGCGGGGGCCGGGUUGAGGGAGUAUGCGUUUGUGCCGGAGGGGAGUCCGGGGGUGUUGGCGAUGGAUGCGUGGCCGACCUUGGGAGCGUUGAUUGAGAAGGGGACGAGGCUGGUGGUGUUUCUGGAUUACGGCGCCGAUGUCACUUCCACCCCGUAUAUCCUCAAUGAAUUCUCGUACUUCGCCGAGACACCGUUCGACGUGACGGACCCGACCUUCCCGGAUUGCAGCAUCGAUCGUCCGUCCGGUGCCUCGGUUGAUGGGCGCAUGUAUAUCGUCAAUCAUUUCUUGGACGUCGACAUCCUGGGCAUCCUGGUCCCGGAUCGCUUGCGGGCACCCCAGACCAAUGCCGUGUCCGGUAGUGGCAGUAUUGGCGCGCAGAGCGCAUUGUGCAGCUCUCUCUAUGGUCGAAAGCCCAACGUUGUCCUGGUGGAUUUCGUCGAUCAAGGUCAAGUCAUGAAAGCACAGGACGCUCUGAAUGGCGUCUGA